Messenger RNA from Galeopterus variegatus (Sunda flying lemur), 1272 nucleotides. RefSeq names its product cell division cycle 34 (gene CDC34). The record is from RefSeq and is a predicted model, not a curated record. The transcript has 5 exons. Gene Ontology annotation, biological process: ubiquitin-dependent protein catabolic process; protein polyubiquitination. Gene Ontology annotation, molecular function: ubiquitin conjugating enzyme activity. Lineage: Eukaryota; Metazoa; Chordata; Mammalia; Dermoptera; Cynocephalidae. Bases 16 to 726 code for a protein of 236 amino acids.
CCGUCCGCCGCCGCCAUGGCCCGGCCGCUGGUGCCCAGCUCGCAGAAGGCGCUGCUGCUCGAGCUCAAGGGGCUGCAGGAGGAGCCGGUGGAGGGCUUCCGCGUGACGCUGGUGGACGAGGGCGACCUGUACAACUGGGAGGUGGCCAUCUUCGGGCCCCCCAACACCUACUACGAGGGCGGCUACUUCAAGGCGCGCCUCAAGUUCCCCAUCGACUACCCCUACUCUCCACCAGCCUUUCGGUUCCUGACCAAGAUGUGGCAUCCAAAUAUCUAUGAGACGGGGGAUGUGUGCAUCUCCAUUCUCCACCCCCCGGUCGAUGACCCCCAAAGUGGGGAGCUGCCCUCGGAGCGGUGGAACCCCACCCAGAACGUCAGGACCAUCCUCCUGAGCGUGAUCUCCCUCCUCAACGAGCCCAACACCUUCUCGCCAGCCAACGUGGACGCCUCCGUGAUGUACAGGAAGUGGAAAGAGAGUAAAGGGAAGGACCGGGAGUACACGGACAUCAUCCGGAAGCAGGUCCUGGGGACCAAGGUGGACGCAGAGCGGGAUGGCGUGAAGGUGCCCACCACGCUGGCCGAGUACUGCGUGAAGACCAAGGCGCCGGCGCCCGAUGAGAGCUCAGACCUGCUUUACGAUGACUACUAUGAGGACGGUGAAGGGGAGGAGGAGGCCGACAGCUGCUUCGGGGACGACGGGGAUGACUCGGGUACCGACGAGUCCUGACACCUGCCCCCCACCGAAAUAAACUUACAAAUUUUACCUCACUAGGACCGGACCGCGCGGGGUCUCUUAGGCGACAGACUACCUCACGGAGGUUUGCAUUGGUUCCCUUGCUCUGUUGGUUGUUUCGUUUUAGGUCUUUUUUUCCUUCCCUAUAUUUGUUUUGGGUUUUCCUUUGUUUCAGGGAAGAGUGGCCACCCCCCUCCCCCCCAUCUGCCCCCAUUGCUUGUGGGACUUGGGGCCACCUCCCCUCAUACUAGGGGCAGCAGAGUCCCAACUUCUGCUCAGGUGACCUGUUCCUGGGGACUGGCCGUGGCCUGCCCAGAGGAGCCUCAUGAAGCCGCAGGCUGGGACACGUGGACCCCGGGGCCCAGCUGCCUGCUGCCAUGGGCCUGGGGGACCUGGGAACCAUGUCCAUCAGCAACUCCAGGGCCUGGAGCCAGAGACUAGGCCUGUGUCCCUGCACUGAUGGAUGGAUUGACUUGGGCCACCUCUUUUCUCUGCUUUAGUAUGUUUGAAAUCUAAAUAAAACUACUUUAUGAGAAGCCA